GCCUUCGGUUGCAAUCUUGCAUGUUACUAGACCGGUUGGGUUAACCGGAGCCUGGUGCGCCGAGGCUCAUUUGUGACGCAUUUAUCAUUGUAAGUAAUUGUGAAUUAGCGUACACGACGUCGAAUAUCGCGCGGCGAUCUCUCGCGAAUUGAUCAUGCUGUUCUACUCCUUCUUCAAAUCCUUGAUCGGAAAGGACGUGGUGGUCGAGUUAAAAAAUGAUCUCAGUAUCUGCGGCACGUUAUAUUCCGUCGAUCAGUAUCUAAACAUAAAACUGGCCGACAUUAGCGUUACUGACUCGGAGAAGUAUCCUCAUAUGUUGUCGGUGAAGAAUUGCUUUAUCCGUGGAUCCGUGGUGCGAUACGUACAGCUCCCAGUGGACGAAGUGGACAUCCAUCUCUUGACCGAGGCGGCGCGGAGGGAAGCGAUGACUGCUCAAGCAAGAUAGCUCCUAGUUUUACUAAACGUACUGCUUAUAUUAAGAAUCCGCUUCCUCCCUUUGGUCAUAACAUACGUUUCUUAUUUACGAUCAUAGAAAUAAUAUAUGGAAUCGUUUCACGUAAGUUUCAUGCUUUAUUCAUACAAGAUUUUUUUUUUUACAAAUGUGGAUAAUGUAACAUUCUUCUCUCUCUAUAUAUAUUUUUUUUAUUCAGUUAAAGUGAAAUUUUUUUGUAACAAAAUAGGUGUCUCACAUUUAUUCGUGGGGUUUUCUUUGUUAGACUUGCUUAGACUUUAUCUUCAAGUAAGUAUCAACGUGAUGUAAAAAAAAACUAAUACAACAUCUACUUUGU
Messenger RNA from Vollenhovia emeryi, 788 nucleotides. RefSeq names its product U6 snRNA-associated Sm-like protein LSm2. NCBI's taxonomy places the organism in Eukaryota, Metazoa, Arthropoda, Insecta, Hymenoptera, Formicidae. The record is from RefSeq and is a predicted model, not a curated record. Gene Ontology annotation, biological process: mRNA splicing, via spliceosome. Gene Ontology annotation, molecular function: RNA binding. Gene Ontology annotation, cellular component: U6 snRNP; U4/U6 x U5 tri-snRNP complex; catalytic step 2 spliceosome. The coding region runs from base 155 to 445 and encodes 96 amino acids. The transcript has 4 exons.